AUGGGCCAACACUCAUCAUCAGAGAAAGGAACUAUUGGUUCUGCAAUCAUGGUUGGAGAAGAUGACGAUGCUCCACAACAACAACAAUCCAAUCAAACUGUUACUGGUGGAAAGGGAGGAGCCACUACUUCAUCCUCCGGAUUCGUUUCAAAGAACAAAAUUAACGAAUCCGUACAAAUUGUUUCCAUUGAGAAGGAUAAUGAAGAUGAAUAUGAUUUCUUGGUGAAGGUGGUUCUUGUAGGCGAUUACGGAGUGGGCAAAACAAGUCUUGCUAAGAAAAUUUCUCAACGAGGAUUCACCACACAGCAUCAACCAACGAUUGGAAUUGAUUUUGUAGUUUGUACAUUGGUUCUCAAUACCAAAGAGACUGUUCGUCUUCAGCUUUGGGAUACUGCAGGUCAAGAAAAAUUUAAGGCUCUUGCCAGUUCGUUUUUCAGAGGUGCCGAUGGUAUAUUUGUGAUUGCUGAUGUUUCAGAAAAAUCGUCCUUUGAUAGAAUUCCAGGUUUUCUUGAAGACGGCAAAAAGAAUUGCUCUUCAGAUGUUGAAUUUGUUUUUAUUGCAUCCAAGAUUGACCUGCGUACGCAACAAUUAGGAGUAAUGACCGAGCCAGAGGCAAAGAAUGAAUUUAGAAAGUAUGAUGCUAACAUCCCAAUUAUAGAAACCAGUGCUAAGGAAGACAAAAAUGUUGAAAAAGCACUUUUAACAAUUAUUCAAAGAAUUUACAACAAGAAAAAGGAGGCAAAGCAAUAG
Molecule: messenger RNA, 750 nt
Organism: Naegleria lovaniensis
Lineage: Eukaryota; Heterolobosea; Eutetramitea; Acrasida; Naegleriidae
Exons: 6
Coding region: 1-750 (249 amino acids)
Biological process (GO): regulation of exocytosis; protein secretion
Molecular function (GO): GTPase activity; GTP binding
Source: RefSeq, a predicted model, not a curated record